UGAGAACGCUCCCGAGACUGGUGGAUCUGUCCCUCCUCUGGAGAAAGGAUGCGGGCACCCGAUCUAAGGUGCAGAAUCAAGGGUCCGGCUGUCUGAGAGCGCUAAGAAGCAGAAGCCUCCUAGGUGUUGGUGGCAGGCAGGGUCACCAGGCUUGGGGAUCCGGAGGCCUGGCGGAGAGAUAUACCAAGGGCAGCAGCGGGGAAUCAGAAGGCGAGCGAGGAAGCCGCCGAGACUCAGAGAACUCAGGAGCGCUGUUGGGACCUGUGAGGGGUCGGAUGUAAGGGGCUGGCUGGGACGACCCUAGCCCAGAGUUCCCUUCUGGUCUACAGAGACGUCCUCUGGACUCGGCGAAGAAAGGAGUGAGUUGAGUGGCUUUCCAGCCUCAGCGGUGCGGAAGUGCAGCAAUGACGGAAGAACCAGAGCGGCCUGUACGGCCUCGAACUCAGGGUAGGGUCCUGUUCCUGGUCAUCUUUGCAGCUGGCAUUGGUGGAACUUUUCAGUUUGGCUACAACCUUUCCAUUAUCAAUGCUCCAACCUUGCAUAUUCAGAAAUUCACCAAUGAAACAUGGCAAGCACGCACUGGAAAACCACUGCCUGACCACAUGGUUCUGCUUCUAUGGUCCCUCAUUGUGUCUAUUUUCCCCAUGGGGGGACUUUUUGGAGCCCUGCUUGCAGGACCCAUGGCCAUUAAGCUGGGAAGGAAGAAGUCGCUCCUGGUGAAUAACAUCUUUGUGGUGGCUGCAGCGUUAUUAUUUGGCUUCAGCCACAAAGCAGGCUCCUUUGAGAUGAUCAUGCUGGGAAGACUGCUCAUGGGAGUCAGUGCAGGGGUGAGCAUGAACGUUCAGCCUAUGUACCUGGGGGAGAGUGCUCCCAGUGAACUCCGAGGAGCAGUGGCCAUGACCUCAGCCAUCUUCACAGCCCUGGGGAUCGUGAUGGGACAGGUGGUCGGAUUGAGGGAGCUGAUGGGUGGCCCACAGGUAUGGUCCCUUCUGCUGGCCAGUUGCCUGGUGCCUGGGGUACUCCAGCUCGUCUCAUUGCCCCUGCUUCCUGAGAGCCCACGCUACCUCCUCAUUGACUGUGGAGACACAGAGGCCUGCCUAGCCGCUCUGCAGCUGCUGCGGGGCACCCAGGAUGUGGCAGAGGAGAUGGAAGAGAUGGAGGAGGAGCGUGCUGCCUGCCAGGGCCGCCAGGCACGGCGCCCAUGGGAGUUGUUCCAGGACCGGGGCCUGAGGAGGCAAAUGACAAGCCUUGUGGUGCUGGGCAGUGCCAUGGAGCUCUGUGGGAAUGACUCGGUGUAUGCCUAUGCCUCCUCAGUGUUCCGGGAGGCAGGAGUGCCUGAAGAGAAAAUCCAGUAUGCCAUCAUUGGAACUGGGAGCUGUGAGCUGUUUGCAACUUUUGUUAGCUGCGUGGUGAUUGAAAGGGUGGGUCGGAAGAUGCUGCUGGUAGGGGGAUACUCUCUGAUGACCUGCUGGGCCAGCAUCUUCACAGCUGCGCUGUGUCUGAAGAGCUCCUUCCCCUGGAUGCCCUAUCUGGCCAUGUCCUGUGUCUUUGCUUUCAUCCUCAGCUUUGGCAUCGGCCCUGCUGGAGUAACGGGAAUCCUGGCCACAGAGCUGUUUGACCAGACAGCCCGACCUGCUGCUUACAUGGUCUGUGGGGCCCUGAUGUGGACCAUGCUCUUCCUGGUUGGAAUUGGGCUCCCCUUUGUCAUGGAGAGCCUGUCCCACUUCCUCUUUGUUCCUUUCCUCUGUAUCUGCGUCUGUGGAGCCAUCUACGCUGGAUUGUUCCUCCCUGAGACCAAAGGCAAGACAUUCCUGGAGAUCUCUGAGGAAUUACACAGACUCAGCUUGCCCGUGCGGGCCCAGGGCCCCACAAGGAGCAGCAGGGAGGUCAUCCAGUCCACAGAGCUAUAG
Molecule: messenger RNA, 1910 nt
Organism: Marmota flaviventris (yellow-bellied marmot)
Lineage: Eukaryota; Metazoa; Chordata; Mammalia; Rodentia; Sciuridae
Source: RefSeq, a predicted model, not a curated record